Messenger RNA from Photinus pyralis (common eastern firefly), 2383 nucleotides. RefSeq names its product protein white-like. The record is from RefSeq and is a predicted model, not a curated record. Gene Ontology annotation, biological process: transmembrane transport. Gene Ontology annotation, molecular function: ATP binding; ABC-type transporter activity; ATP hydrolysis activity. Gene Ontology annotation, cellular component: plasma membrane. Lineage: Eukaryota; Metazoa; Arthropoda; Insecta; Coleoptera; Lampyridae. The transcript is spliced from 11 exons. Bases 355 to 2319 code for a protein of 654 amino acids.
AUAACGACUCGCUCCGCGCUUAAGUUGCAUAGCGGUUAGCAAAUGGACGACAACCGGAGAAAUUGUAAUUGAAAACUGGCUGAUUUUUUAAAUACCAUCUAAUCGAUUUUUGUAACGCGAUACCACGUAAAGAGUAAGUGAAGCUGAAAUAACCAGAUUAAGUAAAACGGGGCGAAAUUAAUACGUUUCCAGUUGUUUGUUUGAAGGCGGUUCAGUUAACUACGAUAUCUAGAUUAUUUGUUAAAAAAAAACUAAGAAUUUGUGUAAUCACCGCGAUAACGUUGAUUCAGUUACAGUGUAAAUUAAUUUAAUAACAGUAAUGUGUUGUGAUCAGAUUAGGAGCGUCCUGGUAUAAUGCAUUCGAAGGGUAUAGAAACGGAACCCCUAAUUUCGCCUAAUAACCACCGUUCUUAUAACGCAAACACUAAUGGCGAUGUCGAAAAUGCGCUAAAAUCACUAUCGUAUUCCGAAAAGAUUACCUUCACAUGGAGCGAGGUAAAUGUCUUCACGCUCGAAAGCACCAAGCCCAAAAGGGGAUUUUUGGGCUGCGGUUUCGGUGACGGCCAUAUCAAUGGGCAAGGGAAACAAAUACUCAAAAACGUGAACGGUAUAGCUCGGCCCGGCGAACUACUAGCAAUACUUGGUUCAAGCGGAGCCGGAAAAACGACUCUCCUGAACGUGCUCACUGCACGAUCCGCCUCGCGCAUGGUGGUUUCUGGACUGAGAUGUGCCAACGGCGUGCCGAUCAGCUCAAACGCGCUCACCAGCAAACUGGCAUACGUUCAACAAGACGAUCUCUUCAUCGGAACACUGACUGUGAAAGAGCACUUAAUCUUCCAGGCGUUAGUUCGCAUGGACAGGCACAUUCCGUACAAACAGCGAAUGGAGAGGGUGAACGAGGUAAUAAUCGAGCUGGGCUUGUCCAAGUGCGAAAACACGACGAUAGGCAUCACGGGAAGAAUUAAGGGUAUUUCUGGAGGGGAAAUGAAGAGGCUGUCCUUCGCCGCCGAGGUACUUACGAACCCGUCCCUGAUGUUCUGCGACGAGCCCACUUCCGGCUUGGACUCGUUCAUGGCAAUGAACGUCGUGCAGGUCUUGAAAAGGCUCGCUCAGUUGGGCAAGACGGUAGUUUGCACAAUUCACCAGCCUUCCUCGGAAUUAUAUGCAAUGUUCGACAAGAUUCUGUUGGUGGCCGAAGGUCGCGUUGCCUUCCUCGGCACCCCUAAGGAAGCGGAGCUGUUUUUCGCCUCAUUGGACGCGCCUUGUCCGCCGAAUUACAAUCCAGCUGAUUACUUCGUGCAGCUGCUGGCGAUAAUACCAGGUCGGGAGGAAUCCUGCAAGCAGGCCGUGAACAUGAUUUGUGAUGGAUUUGCCCGAUCUGAUUACGGUGUUAAGCUCGCCGUUGAGGCAGCUACAGUUGAAAAGGAAGAGUACAAAUUUGGCGACUAUUUUAAUGGGAGACGUAAAACGACCCCGUACAAGGCGUCGUGGUGCACUCAAUUCGGCGCGGUUCUUUGGAGGUCUUGGUUGAGCGUUAUAAAGGAACCCCUAUUGAUCAAAGUGAGACUGAUACAGACAUUUAUAAUGGCGGCCGUUGUCGCGCUUAUUUAUUUUGGACAAAUACUGACAGAAGAAGGCGUAAUGAACAUCAACGGCGUAAUUUACCUGUUCAUAACGAACAUGACCUUCCAAAACCUGUUCUCAGUAAUUCAUGUAUUUUGCGCCGAACUUCCAGUGUUUUUGCGCGAACACAGGAAUGGAAUGUACAGAACGGAUGUGUAUUUCCUAAGUAAAACCUUGGCAGACCUGCCCUUGUUUGUUGCAAUACCUGUGAUCACUAUCUGUAUUUGUUACUUCAGUAUUGGCCUGAAUCCCGACGCGUCUCACUUUUUUACAGCUGCUGGAAUUCUGGUUUUAGUGGCAAAUGCGGCAGUUAGCUUUGGUUACUUCGUAUCUUGUUUGAGCAGCUCUGUUGAUAUGGCAAUGUCACUAGCAGCCCCAAUGAUGAUACCAGUCAUGCUUUUUGGAGGGUUCUUUAUUAAUCUCGACUCCAUCCCAAAAUACUUCCAAUGGUUGUCCUACCUAUCAUGGCUGCGCUAUGGGUAUGAAGGUCUAAUGGUAAAUCAAUGGAGUGAUAUUGGUUACAUAAACUGCACUGGAAGUGAAACUUGCCCAAAGAACGGAAGCGUAAUUUUGGACAUCUACCACUUUUCAGUUGAUAACGUGACCGCAGAUUGUAUUUCGCUAUUGGGUUUGAUAUGUUUCUUUAGAAUUAUGGCAUAUCUAGCGUUAUUACUCAAAACUUAUACUAUAGAAUAGUACAUAGAUAAUUUCUUUAAACAAAUUAACCGUUUUGUUACAAUAAAUAAAUUAUACAUAGAUA